UGCAAAUAUUUAAAACUAGCAACACUGUGCUUCAUGUCAAAAAUAAAUGGACGUAUUUAUUUGGAAGGGAACCAACCUACACAACUAUAGUUUUGAGAUAAAGCACUUUUUGUUCAUAAGUUGUAUACAAAAAAUAUUAACGGCUUAUUUUUUUUAAGUUAGAUUGUCAAGUGCUGCAGUAUGGCAUUGUUUAUAUUGUUUUACUUAAACAAGCCUUGUAAAUGGAGUUUUAAGUAUAGUUUUCUCUUAAAAAGGCAAUGGUUCCUUUUAGCAAAAUUGGUUAAGUGAAGGUUGGUCCCUUAUUGAUUUAUAGGUAAUCUAAAAGGGUAUACAAAAAUAAUGCACAAUAAUGGCAAAUUUACUUUAUUCGUAAACAUAAACAAUCUCUAAACUUAUAUAAUAUCGCUUUCGUAAACUAUAUUCUUAGAAUUCUUUGGGGCCGGAGUCAACGGAGAGUACGGAGGUCCACUUUUUUCAGUUUCGGCGAUUACGUCGCUUUCGUAAACUAAGUAUAUUCUUAGAAUUAUUUGGAGCCGGAGUCAAUGGAGAGUACGGAGGAGGCUCUACACUUUUGUCAAAUCCAGUUUCGAUUUUCUCGACAACCGAUUCAGAUAUCUGCAGAUGGCCUGGGUUUGCGAAAAAACGUUAAUUCUGAAAAUGUGGCUUCUCAGUUGCAUAAAAAAACCUUGAAAACUGAAACAACUAAUGGUGCUGUGAGCCUAUUAACUCCUGUCCAAUUUAAAGAAUGUGUACAGCUCCCUUCAUACUCUGUGUUGACUCCUGCUUCAAAUACUUCUAAGUUACUCACCGAAACUGGAUUUGACAAAAGUGUAGAGCCUCCUCCGUACUCUCCAUUGUCUCCGGCUCCAAAUAAUUCUAAGAAUAUACAUACUUAG
Messenger RNA from Leguminivora glycinivorella, 896 nucleotides. RefSeq lists its product as uncharacterized. The transcript has 3 exons. The coding region runs from base 543 to 896 and encodes 117 amino acids. The record is from RefSeq and is a predicted model, not a curated record. Lineage: Eukaryota; Metazoa; Arthropoda; Insecta; Lepidoptera; Tortricidae.